UACUAAAAGAGAUCAAAACUCAGACUCUGAACAUGCAUCACGUGAAGUUUGCUUAAUUCGGCAUGGUUGAGCGCUUGCCGAAGGAGGCCAUGAGUUUGUUGUACGCCUGCCGCCACUCUUCACCGUCAGUUUGAACUUCGCUCUCUAAGAGGCCUUUUGUGGUCAUUAUUUCUGCGGGAUGGCGGACAUCACUAUGGAUACUAUACCGGAAGCCGUCGAACACAACCACCUCCUUCUGUUCGAAACGUCCCCCGACAAGUUUGCGUGGCGUAGUCCGAAACCUAGAGAAAUAGAACAACGCAGGGCUCAAAUGUCCGACAGCCUCAUGUUCGAUGUCAUCCUGUCGCAGAGCGGAGUUCAGUAUCCCCAAAGACUCUAUCCUCCCGCUGACAAGGAAUCCUUGCGAGAGCUGUUGAAUGCAAUCGAGGACACAGAUUUCGACGCUUUGAAGAAGGAUUGUUUGAUCUACUACCUGUUGAAGUGCCACGAGGACGGAAGAGAAGAAACGUUCAAGGAGCAGAGAUGUAUGCCGCCACAAUUCUCGGGGCUUACGGACGCGUACUGGUACCUUGACUUCAGUCAUGACAUUCCGCGAGCCGUCUCCAUUCUGUCCGACGCGCGUUUGACUCGCGAAUAUGUCUCCAAAAUUGUGCACACCCUCUCACUAGCACCCAACUCAUCUCCUCUCAUCCGACAGUACAUUCGCACUGCGAAACCUCUAUUACAGGAACCAGAUGAUAUUGACCUUUAUGCUAUUGCACUAGCUGGUUCUAGUCUACUGGAGGCUUGGCAAUAUCAAGCGACCUUCCCAGAGGGGGGCUCCAUCCGAGCCAGACUCAUCCGCAAAAUCCUGCAGUGGUGUCUUUCGCCGAAACCAAAGUCGACACCGCUCACACAACUUCUGGCGUUCCCUUUAUCUUCGUAUGAACAAAACCUCAUCCAAGAUUUCGCUCUGCAGCCGCCGUCAGACCUGCCAUCUUACUCGAUACCCGCUAUUCAAAACCUCGUCUGUGUCAGACUCAUUCAAAGCGGACAAUACGCCGCUGCUAUCAAACUCGACCGUCAAUUCUCGGUCAAGACAGGUGACACACAUCGCAAGGCAGCCCAUGAAAGAAGACAAAUGAUGGACGAUAUCCUCGCAGUCAUGCCUACAAUUGAGCGAAUGCUCUUAGAACAGGAACUCGAGAAAUCAGGUCAUGGAAGCCAGGUCCCACCUCAUUCGAGUACGGACGCAUGGACGCCGCCAGACUUGAGCAUGUCUUGGGAGUACGUUCGUCCACCAGCACCUCCAAAGGCAAAUGGUGCAAGUGCAGGACCAUCGACUAAGAAGGCGCCACGGACCUCUGAUGUCUUCAUGGAAGCACCAAUACCACAACGCUCAGGUGCUCCUCGUUUCGGUGGGCCUAUUCCAGACCAACCUGAGACGAUUCCCUCGCUUCCCACUUCUCGAGGUUCCGCACGCGGCCCUAGUGCAAAGGGACCCUCGGCGGCUUCUUCAAGGGUACCACAGAAUGCCUCUGCCGGUCCCUCUGCCUCAGGCGUGAAGUCGAAAAUUUCGUUGUUCGAAUCCGUCGGGAGUGCGAAUAAGGUUCGGAACGCGUUCUAUGAACCUCCAGUGUCCGCUGGCACAAAACGUUCCUUUGGCCAAGAUAGCGCACGUUCGCCUUUUCCCGCUUCAUUCCAAACUGCCCCCGGCGACUUUUCAAGUGCGUCAGCUUCCGCAGUGCAGGACUUAUUAGCCGAGGAAGAACAAGAACAGGAGCUAGAACCGACACCAGCAGAGGAUGUUGAAAUGCAGGAUGAAGGUACCGCCGAAGAACAGUUCCAGGGCGAGGGUGAACCCUCUGCAGCUGACCAGGCCGAGGAAGACGUAAUCUCAAAGGAGCCAAGCGAGGUACCAGAAAGAGAGGAGCUCUCAUUCUCUUUGUUCAGGUCCAAACCCGAAUAUGCCAAAUCUCGACGACUGGCUAGAACGGAGACAGAGAGAAUGAUGCCACCGGGUGCAUUCUUCCCAGAUUCAUCAGACGGCGAGCCUGAAUCUCCUGUCUCACCUACCCCUCCUCCCACUCGAUCAAAACGUCAUCAUCCCAAGCCAGAAGUCCUCGUCAAGAGUCCGAAGCGGAGACAAGUACGGCAAUCUGCCUCUUCUGCCCAACCCUCUGAACGUCACGCUCAACCUGCAGUUCAGACACGUGCGAGUACAAGACCACGUAAGUCGACGAUAAAAGCCGAGAAGUUGGGUCGGAGUCUUCCUGGAUCGUUGAUGGACGAUGAUGACUAUGACGAUGAGGAAGAGCGAGAGGAUCAGCGACGUAUGCCUGCAGAGGUUGGAAAAGAGGAAGAAGAUGUCGUGCCUCCCUUACCGUCUAUUUCGGCGACUUCAGCUGGCCCAGCUCGCCGCGCAACUCGCAGGUCCAGGGCUUCAAAAGGGGAGGAGGAGGAAGACAAGCAGCCUAUUCGACCUACGAGACGGUCUUCAAGACUAUCUGUUGCGUCUUCCACUCGAUCGAAUUCUCCUGAGGCUCAACUUUCACCUGUGAAGAGCAGAAGGAACACUCGCACUGCAACAUCGGCUACCCCCCAAAAGGCUACAAGGAAGCAGCGGUGAAUGGUUGACGUCCAACCCUGUAACGGUAUAGUGUUUCACUGAAGCACGCAUCUCCUUGCAUCUAUAUCUGCAUGUACACGCAUUUACUUUUUGUAGUCUUUGAACUUUCAUAUCCGCAUUGGACCCGAGUAUUCGGCGUUGGCUGUACCUUCCAAUCCUCGUUCUUCCAGUGAAGAUCGAUGGACUGUACGAUUUGCUUCAUGUGGGAGUAUUUACUCGAGACGUUCUCGCUUCGAGGCUCCGAUAUGAACGUGAGCAGUGCUGAUUUGAAUCCAUGCCUGCCCUUUAAGUCGUGGUUACCUAGAUAGCCAUCGAGAGCCAUGAUUCUCCAAUACCACUACUGAGCAAUCUAUCUAUAUGAACAUCCACGGCCGCCACAGACAAUCAGCUGCCUAUGCUAGCACAAUAGAGUUCUAUCGAUCUUCGCCACGAGCUCAUAAACUCGGAACCAUGUGUUCUUUUGGGGGAUCACUCGUCAAGCCUGUGCUCAAAGCCUGAACCUCAUGCGUGCCACCGAGCUCCAGCUGUUCGACCGUCAGAAAACUGGCGGGUGGUCAUGAUGCAAGUACAUAAUAGCACCAUGCAGUCUGCAAGAAGAUGACGUCGAAAGCCUUCAUUUCGAUGAAGCGAGAGUGUUUUGCAGAAGUAACCGUCGCAGGGUUUGGUCACCAAAGCCGCGUUAUGGAGGGACGAACCAGAGGGCAAUUAGAGUGGCUGAUGCCACGAGAACUACGGCGGGCACACGGGUGUAAGGUCAGAGUAAGAUCGGAAGUCUCCGUUGCUUCUGGUGACACCUUUAUGGAAGCACAGAAAGUGAUUGGUAUGAUACUUUUCCCAGAGUUCCUCGUUCUUCGAGACAGCCAGGCCAACCUAGGAGUGCGUGAUUUGAUAUUGAGGAUUCGUUGGGGGAAGAGAAGGAUGCCACUUAGACAAAAGAAUUGAACGACGCAGACAGCGAAACCUGUCGGGCUGUGCAGAAAACUUAGUAUUCGAGUGUUCCAUCGGCAGGCACGAAGGUGUCGAACGUACAAAUUUGUUCGGACAAUUCAUACGCCGUUCAGAUUUCUUUCACUAACA
Somion occarium is the source of this 3685-nucleotide messenger RNA. The record is from the annotation of a GenBank genome assembly. Lineage: Eukaryota; Fungi; Basidiomycota; Agaricomycetes; Polyporales; Cerrenaceae.